Rubroshorea leprosula is the source of this 1257-nucleotide messenger RNA. Lineage: Eukaryota; Viridiplantae; Streptophyta; Magnoliopsida; Malvales; Dipterocarpaceae. The record is from the annotation of a GenBank genome assembly.
AUGAACACCGAGUCAUCGACUUGAAAGCAUCGGUUAUGUAUAUCACUGGUUUUUCUUCCGCAGCCGAGAACGGAACGGUCGGUUACGGUGAGAGAGUUGUCGGCGAUGGAGAGGAAAGUGAAGGAAGAAGCAAAGGAGAGCAUAACGGAGAGGCUGUCGUCUCUUGAUGACCUCUACUUUCCUCGCGCGCUUCAGUCGUCGGCUUCCGAUCCCUCCCAACGGAAGUCCAUCCUCCUCGACCUCCUCUCUCGCGACGUCGCCGUCUUCUUAGAACGAUAUGGAGCGCAAUUGACUAGUGAUGAGCUUAGGGAAUUCGAUGUUCUCAGUGAGGAUUAUGAGAUAAAUUGGCAUUUGAAACAUAUAAGAAGCAAGAUGAACCCAACUACAGAAGAGUUGAAAUCAAGGUCGGUUAGAGUAAAGAACCGUAGGCGAGCUUACUUGAAUAAGCUCAUACUUGAUGGGCAGUACUUUUCAGAGGAUGCAAUGAGAGAGAGGGAGCCUUAUUUACAUCAUGAGUAUGUAGGGAGGUUUCAGGACCCGAGUGGCAGGAGUAUGGCUCGGCCAGGGGAGCGGUGGUCAGAGACGUUGAUGAGGAGAUCGGAGGAAGCUGUGCUGCUCGCUAAGAUUAGGGAAGAGCAGCAGAGGCAUGGUGUGGCUGAGGCAGACUGGGUUGGCAAUGAGAGACGCCAACAAGAGGAAGAGGAAGAAGAAGAAGAAGAAGAAGAAGAGGAGGAGGAGGAGGAGGAGGAGGAAGAAGAAGAAGAAGAAGAAAAAGAAGAAGAAGAAGAAGAAGAAGAAGUGAAGAAGGCUGGCAGAUGUGUGCAUUCCACAGAGAUGAUUGUGGACCAUCCUGGUGAAAGUGCUUGUGCUCAAUCCACCAUUAUGGAGCAAAAAGAGGAAAUAGUUUCUUCGGAAGAUAUGCAAGAUGGGAUGGAUCAGUUUACUUACAUCAUGCAGCAGAAGUUUCUCUCUGGGGGAGAUCAUCAGUAUUUAGAUUACUCAAAAAUAGAUGAAGAUGAGACCUUGGAUGAUCAUUGGCUUAGAGAAGCUAACCAUGAUGCUGAGGAGAAGUAUUUUGCCGAUGAUUAAGAACAGAAGGCCAGAUUAACAUAUAAUUAAACUGUCAGAACUAGCCCUUUGUUCAUUGGCAGGUAUUCGAUCGUGUAACUUUAAGCCUUUUUGUAUGAAACUAUGAAUGGUAUGUGAUCAAAUGGUUUAGAAAGUCUUGAGGCUAUUGUGCAUAUCUGACUGUCAUUA